Molecule: messenger RNA, 1911 nt
Organism: Fusarium sp. VM40
Lineage: Eukaryota; Fungi; Ascomycota; Sordariomycetes; Hypocreales; Nectriaceae
Source: the annotation of a GenBank genome assembly
AUGACAGUCUAUAACAAUGAUCUUGUGCAAUUGGCACAGGCCAUCAAAUUGGCUGCUAAGAGCAACAGCAGUAAACUCCUGCGCGCCUGGUUCUAUGUACCAUUAGGUCUUACAGCAAUACUCGCCGCUUGUUUUGGCGUGGACUCUAUAUUUUACAAGUUUAAGGUCGCAUUUCCGGCUUCUGUUACUUGUAUGAUGUUGCUCUUCUGUGCUCUUAUCGCCAGUGAGUCAUUAUUGGGGAGCCACAAGACGAGAAAGCUGGUGAACAUUAUCGAUGUGCCUGCUGGUUGGUCACUUCGAUGGAUGGGUGUUUUCUUCACGCCAUCUUUUGUCCUCCUACCUCUAAGUCCACCCAUUGGAAUCGUCGAGGUCAUGGUCAUCAUUGCAAUUUUCAUCGUUGGGUUUUUCAUAAUGAUGGCUCUGGCUGCCUGGAUCACCCGCAGUCUUCAACUUGCCCUUGGUGCAUCGAGACGCUCCAAGUCGCAGCGCGCAGAAGAACUAGGUCGCCAGACCCCAGAUAUCCCACUAGGCGAGGUAUACUCUCCUGGUAUCUCACGUCGGACGAGCGUGUCUCGGGCUGGUUCGCAAGUCCCUCUGGUGCUCGCAUCUGCGCCGACGUCGGAGCCAGCAUCAGCCGCGCCAUCUCAACCGCCAUCACGCCCUCAAACUCCGCCACAGUUGCGACUUCAAGAGCAUCAUUAUUCAAAUGGAAAUACCCCAGAUAAUGCCGUUGAAGCUCUCAAUCCUGCCACAUUUGUUCCGCAAGUCCCUUUACCACCACCCAAAGCCGAGUUGUGGGCAGCCCGGAUAUCAGCAAACCUCGAUGUAUCGAUAUUCAUAGGAUUGUUUGUCUUUAUCGGCAUCCCGGUCUACUACUCUACUGGCUAUGCCAUGCCCGUUCAUCUAGCUGUAAAUAUUCUUGCUUGGUAUGGUGCCAUGGCCAUUGCUCCCAAAUGGAAAGAAUACCUUCAUCCGGUUCUUGUAUCGUCCCUUGCAACGGUGCUUGUUAUAUGGGCGCUCGCAGCAAUCCGGGACGACAGCUUGACAACAACACUCCACGCAUACCGCACAGGGGCAAAGUACAUAGAACUAUGGCGCAACGCAACACAGAAGCAGAACCUCCUCCCAGGCGCUGGUGAUGUCUUUGGAACUCUGCUGGACGCCAGCAUUGUGGCCCUAGCCUUGCCCAUGUUCCAGUAUCGCCGUGAGCUUCGCACGCAUUUCAUAUCCAUCGUCGUUCCAAACGUUGCUAUCAGUGUUGGUUCAUUGCUCGCAUACCCGCCCUUGUGUUACGCUUGCGGCAUCUCGGCAGCCCGCAGUCUCGCAUUUGCGUCUCGCAGCCUGACGCUCGCGCUCGCUAUCCCCGCGACUGCAAACCUCGACGGUGAUGCCAACACAGCAGCAGCGUUGGCCAUCAUCAGCGGGAUCCUAGGCGCUGUGCUUGGAGCGCGGAUAUUGCGCUGGCUGCGGGUCCCCGAGGAUGAUUAUGUGACCCGUGGAGUGACACUGGGUGUUAACUCAAGCGCCAUCGCAACAUCGGUCCUGUUGCGGACGGAUCCUCGAGCUGCGGCUUUGUCGAGUUUGUCUAUGAGUCUCUUUGGGACAAUCACUGUUUUGUUUACAUCGAUACCACCUGCAGCGACGUUUGUACGAGGACUUGUGGAUGCGUCACUUGCUGAACGCACGGUUGAGCCUGGUGGUCAUUUGGCUCCUCUGGGCCUUUGCCUCGCUGCAAACACCGCACUCGCCGCUGAUUACAUUGCCAGUGACUCGCGAGACAUAUUUGCCGCAUGUAGCGAAGCAGUGCGUAGUUCCCAAGGGCUGUUCGCCUACAUGGCGGCCGCAGGCUUGACAGACGAGAGUGCCAAGGUUGGAGUAGCACAUUCUGGGCUGGGGAUCUUGGGGGAGUAA